GACGGGAGUGCCGAUGGCCCAGGAUUACUGCACAGUCAGUGAGAAAUCAGAGAUGGGAGUCCAUGUCUGUGCCUUUCUCCUGUUCAGGAAAACCUCCAUGGAGCACCAUUUACUGCCCCUGGGGUGUAGGAAUCACUUACAAAGUAGAAAUAUCUCUAAGUAAAUGUUUAGGAUGUUGAUUGAGUGAUAAGAAGAUUUCUGUGUCACUGGUAAUCCAGUCCCUCCAGCUCUGGCCUGUGAAGCAUCAGGUGCCAACCCCCGCUGUGGCUGCUCCUGCUGCUACUGUUAAAUUUGAAGGACUGACUAAAACCAACAGGAUGAAGGUGAAAUGGACCCAGCUGGGUUUGGUGUUCUUCCUCGUUUUAUCACUGGUGAUGACAGGAUGCUUCUUCUGGCAAUAUCAGCUGCCAAAACUUCUGCCAGAUGACGGGAUGGGUCGCAAUGCCAAUUCAGAGAUGAUGUGUCCCCGUUUCCCCGAGCCUCUCCCGCUGGAGCAUCCUAUCCCCGGCCUGAAAGAGGCCUUGGAAAAGGUGGACGUUAUGCUUCGGCAGAACAUCAACCCCAUCAGCCUCCCCUCUCUGUCGGCCAUUGUGAUCUUAAAUGACACCGUUUUGUGGACCGGCAAUUUUGGAAAAAGGAAUAGCAGCGACCCUCUCUCCGGACCCCCCAACGAGUACACAAUUUACAGAAUUGCCAGCCUAUCCAAAAUCUUCCCGACACUGAUGCUCUACAGACUGUGGGAGGACGGGAAGAUCGGCUCCCUCGAUGACCCUCUGGAGAAAUAUGUGGAGAACUUCACCAUCAAAAACCCUCUGGGGAAGACGCGAGACUCUGAGCUAAAAUAUGUGACAGAUGGCCUGAUAUUUCUGGACAGUGGGGAGGUUCAGAUCCGCUCCUCCUCAGUCACCUUGCGCAGGAUGGCCAGCCAGCUCUCAGGCCUACCCAGGAGACUGCGGGCCACAAAUCUGCUUUGGAAAGGAAAAACACAAUCUGCAAUCAAUCUUCUACAAGAUGAUGUCCUCGUCGCAGACCCAGGCACCAAAUGUCACUACAGCAACCUCGCCUUCUCUCUGCUGGCUCAUGUGAUGGCCGAGCGCGUUGCCUCCGUUGACUACCAGCGGUGGAUCACAGACAACAUCCUGGACCGGCUGGGGAUGGAGGACACCGGCUUCGACAUCACCCCGGGGCUUCAGGGCCAGAUGGCCGUGGGAGUGUACUCUAGUGGAAAACCAGCCCCACUCUACGACCUGGGCUGGUACCGGCCUUCCGGUCAGAUGUUCUCCACCGCCGCAGACUUGGCCAAGCUAGCCAUGAUGCUGCUGGGUGCUUAUCACCGCAAGCUGCUGGAGCCAGACUCAUUGAAGAUCAUGCUGACCCCACUCUUCAGGUGUGAUAAGGACUACUUUGCCAACCGCACUGGAACGCCAUGGGAGGUGAACGAGCAGAUGGGAUACGAGGUGGUGCGUAAAGAUGGCGAUCUUGACGGCUACUCUGCCACCUUCUCCCUGGUGCCCAGAUUGAAGCUCGGUCUGGUGGUGCUAAUGGCUGGCAGCCGGUCUCAGAACCAGGAUGUGGUCACAAAAGCCUACAACCACAUCAUCCCAGCUAUAGAAAAAGCCUUUAGGGAGGCCAAGAAGAUCCUCUUUCCCCCUCCAAACCCAGAAUGUUACAUCGGCUUUUUCACCUACAGCAACAUCACCUUCUACGAGAUCAAAGUUGGGACGGACGGAGUUCUGGUGAUGCAACAGUUUGGGCCUCAGAUAGAAGAGCUGAUCCCAGAGAAGUACAGGACAAUAAAGCUCAACUACCUGGUUGACCGGGUGUUCAGAGUGGUUUUUGAAAAAGAGUACCCCUGUGUUUUGCGAGUUGGCACGGCCUCAGUGUCCCUGGAAGCCCAAGAUGGCCAAUUAUUUAACUUCUACACAUUCGACAAGCGGGGUCUGUCCCCUGGUUUUGAUGCACCAGGACUGAACACGUAUAAUGUGGUCAGAAUAGCCCGCAGGCCAACCUUCUCAAGCUGAACUGCAGCAAGGCUGCGUCCUACAGACAAGUGGUGUGUCCUUGGGAUAUGUGAGGGACUGUAAACAAAAAGAAGGAUGUGAAUAUUGAAAGACCAAAUGGAAAAGUUGGGGUCACAGUAUUUGUUAAAGUUAGGAUUGUGUGCUUGAUUUACAGCGAGCACAGAGAGUGACGGCAAUAUGUAUAAUGUCUUGCACAGAAAAUUAAUUUCUCUGCUGAAUGAUGUAUUUGACUGUCCUCUUCACACUGGUCCUUCAUUAUGCCUCUUAACUAUACACCCACAUUAUGGUGAUAAGGUGCUUGUGUUUUUCCUACUUUCAUUGAAACCACUCUUACAAUGUCUUUGUCUCUUCUGUUCUUGAGUUUUCAUGAGAGAGAACAGCAGAACAUUGGCUCCUGUUGUGGUCAUUCACAUGAAUAUUUGCACAUCUUUAAUUUUCAAUUCUUGGACCAUGACUGCAGUUUCACAGACUCAUCGGCUCAUACAUAUUUAUCCUCCAUUGGUGAAGGGAAAAUAUAAUUUAAUUCAUUUGUGUGGCUAUAAACCAUGCUUUUGGCAGGUAAAAAAAGCCAUUUUCAUGGCUCAUACUAUGUAUGCAUCACUUUUACUAAAAUACUGAUGUUGCCACAGACAUGGAACUUCUGAUUUGGUGGCACCAAUCAUGCACUUACAUGAUGUAAGAUGUAGAAUAUUUUCCCUCCCCAAUAAGAAGCGAUUAAGGACAGAGAGGCUUUUGGUUUCCUGUGUGACUCCUUGCUGUUUAAUCCCUAAAAUGGACUCCCAAUCUCUAACACCAAUAUGAAUAAUACACUGCCCAGACUGCUGCAGGAAAGUGACGGAGUGUACGAAAAUAACCCUCCUAAGGCAAGUCCUGAUAUUUUACCUUUCAUUUGAGAUUGCCUGUCUGAUGGUGUGAUGGAAAUGGAAUGGAUAUUGAAAACUUUGCUUACUCUUGAAGCAUCAGGUGCUACAAGGGAUAUCAAGGGAAAGUGAAUGUCAUGCUGACUAAAAUAUAAAUCUAUUGUAUCCACAUUAUUCAGCUUUGGAUGAAAUAUUGAAACUGGCAUUUAAAUAUGCAAUGCAUUGUUGUCACAGCCCACAGAUUGAAGCUCAGUCUGAAGGAUGGUGGGAGGAAAAACUAAUUUGGGUCAUGCUGUAUUGUAAGCCAUACAGAAACAAAACAUGUAAAUUAUACCCUGUGUUGAUUCUAUCUAUUAUUGAGGCUUGUUAUUUUGGGUAAGAUGUCAGAUGAAGCUUAUGCAGCCGGCAGAAAUGCAACAAUCACACAAUGCAAUCAUGAUGAUGAAUACAACUCGUCAGCAUUAUGCUGCAUUUAUAUUUCAGCCAGUUACAAAACAUCAAACAUAACCUGACAUUAACAUCUGUAAAGAAAAUAAUAGCUACGUGUGGACAGCUUCAACAUUUAUUUGUGUAGCUUUUAAAUUAGGCAUUGCACAAUAGCCAUAAUCAAUUUUCAACUUUGCGACCACAGUGAACAAAACCUUACCAAUCAAUCAAAUCAUGUAACAUGAUUGUUGGCCGUGCAUAAGAGACAAAGCAAGAUUCGGUAAAGCUCACAGUAAAGCAUUACAUUCUUUGUUUACAAGUUCCACUGAAACACAGAGACACCUGAUUUUGCUGCCCAGCAACACAUUGAUUUUCCAAAUAAGAACAAGAAUAAUCAAGUACAACACAAUAUCAUUCAGAGCAGAUUGUCCUUCUUUCCUUUUGGAUUCACCCUCUAAGGCAUACAGCAGUAUACAGAGUAAGACAGCAGGUGGAAUGUGCAGGCACUGUUAAACUAUAUUAUCCAUAGUAGCAAACAACCAAGCAAAUCAAAGUCCACAUACAAGCUUUGACAUCUAAUAAGUUUAAAGGAACAUUGACAUUUUGGGAAAUAGGCUUAUUUUUGGCAAAGGUUAGAUGAGAAGAUCGAUACCACUAUACCUGAUAAAUGUUGUUUACGCUUUGUUUUUUGUACAGAUUAAACAAACCAGAGUGUUAAUUAGUGAGAAGUAGCGGUGCAGUUAUGGCUUGUGUCCACAUCGUGUUGCCAGUGCCAGUAUCUUUUAAGAGAGCGUAUGUAACCACCUAGAGAAGAAAACAUUGCAUCCAGCAUCUGUUUUCGGAGCACUGCGCCUUUUUAUAAUAUACAUUCUUUUUUUGCCUUUAAUCGAUACUGAUAGCUGAAGAGUAACAGGAAAGAGGGGAGAGAGUAAAGGGUCACAUAUUGGAUUCGAACCCAUGGCCACUGCAGCAAGGACUCCGCUGUGGUACAUGGGGCACCAGCUCUACCAGGUGACCUAUUAGGACACACUGUGUCGUUUGUGCUGGUGUUAUUAUUGUCGCUCAUUUUUAGGCAACCAAUUGGGGGACUCAAAAAUGGAGGAAAAUCGUUCUGACCGUGUCUGUCUAUCCUGAGCUCUAUGAUAUGUCAGACAGAGACUAUUAUAAUAAAGAGAUAAAUGAAAAGAAAAAAAAACUAUGCUGAGACUUUACCACAUUUUGUUGUCAUUUAUAGUCGCUAGCUUCUUUUUGUCUCUCUCCUCUGCCUCAGGACUCAGCUUCUACACACACAUACACACAGAGAAGACAGUUGGUCUGUGUCGGUGGAGACUGUGAACUGUGUAGUAUUAGGUUAAAUACUGGGGUAGAAACCUUGUGCAUGUUGUACUGUUGCAAGGGGAAACAAUAAAGUCGAGGGGUUAACAUGUG
Messenger RNA from Dicentrarchus labrax (European seabass), 4735 nucleotides. RefSeq names its product lactamase, beta-like 1b (gene lactbl1b). The transcript is spliced from 7 exons. NCBI's taxonomy places the organism in Eukaryota, Metazoa, Chordata, Actinopteri, Moronidae. Bases 318 to 2021 code for a protein of 567 amino acids. The record is from RefSeq and is a predicted model, not a curated record.